AUGGAGGUUCAUUAUGAGGAAUUGAGCCACCGACUGUCCCCUAGCACCUCUUGCACUAACCUGGGCAGUAGUUUAGAGCUGGCUAGCAUGGCAGAUCUGGAAGAGGAGAACAUCCAGGGAUCUCUGCGCUUUUCACUAUUCUACGAUCAGCUGCAGUCCAAACUGGUGGUGACGGUACUGGACGCCCAGGAUCUAGCCAUGCGAGACUUCAGUCAUAGCGUGGACCCGUUUGUUUGGGUGCGGUUGCUGUGGGCAGAAAGAGAGGAUGAGGAGCAGAGUUCAAUGCAGUGUGUUCUGGACGAAUGGCAGACACGUCUAGUGAAGAAGAGCUGCAGUCCUGUGUUUGGAGAUCAGUUCUCUUGCACCCUGACUGAGGAGGAAGUACCAAGAGUCACUGUUAGAUUUGAGGUUCGGGAUUUUGAUAAAUUCUCAAGACAUGGAAUUCUAGGAGAGGCCCGUGCUCCCCUGAACAGGCUGAAGCUCUCAUAUCCCCUGGAGUUAAGAGAGGAUCUGCACGUACCCAAGAAAGAUAUGGUUGGUGAGGCACUGCUCUCUCUGAAAUACAUGCCUACAUCUCAGAGGCUGGAGGUGGGAGUGUUGAAGAUCCGCACAGUAUGUCAUCCCAAUAAGACUGAGAGAGCUCUCUAUGCCAAAACCAGCGUUACCUGCAACCACUGCAAACUUCGACAUCAGAGGACAAAACAGAAGAAGCGUUGGGAGGUGACUGUGUUCAAUGAGGUCCUGACCUUUGUGUUGCCAGAUCAACAGAUCAGAGAGUGCACCAUUAUAGUGUCUGUUUACGAAAUUCAGCCUUCAAAGAAUUCUUCCAAACGUUUGAUUGGUCACAUCCACAUCAAAAAGGGCAAAACCUUCGAAAAUGAGCACUGGAAACUGAUGAUGCAAUCACUACGACAGCCAAUCGCUAAGUGGCAUUUAAUCUUCAUCUGAAUACACCUCAAGUUUAUUGACACUUCCAGUUCCCGAGGUGGGAGGUUGAGGUCGUACUUCCAGUGUUCUGACGAUUUGUGCUACCCUGUCA
Sinocyclocheilus rhinocerous is the source of this 1039-nucleotide messenger RNA. Its product is annotated as synaptotagmin-2-like. The record is from RefSeq and is a predicted model, not a curated record. Gene Ontology annotation, biological process: calcium ion-regulated exocytosis of neurotransmitter; synaptic vesicle endocytosis. Gene Ontology annotation, molecular function: phosphatidylserine binding; clathrin binding; calcium-dependent phospholipid binding. NCBI's taxonomy places the organism in Eukaryota, Metazoa, Chordata, Actinopteri, Cypriniformes, Cyprinidae. The transcript is spliced from 4 exons. Gene Ontology annotation, cellular component: exocytic vesicle; axon; plasma membrane. The coding region runs from base 1 to 948 and encodes 315 amino acids.